Molecule: messenger RNA, 1387 nt
Organism: Brassica napus (rape)
Lineage: Eukaryota; Viridiplantae; Streptophyta; Magnoliopsida; Brassicales; Brassicaceae
Product: UV-B-induced protein At3g17800, chloroplastic-like
Exons: 2
Coding region: 141-1163 (340 amino acids)
Source: RefSeq, a predicted model, not a curated record
UUCUUUUUUUUUUCUUUAUUACAAAACACAAAAUAAAUACUCUUAUUCCCUUUACCUUAUCCAAUCCCUCUGCUCCUCCUCCCACUGACUCUUCAAUCUCCCUCGAGCCCCUCUGCUUUGCCUUCUCUGUUAUUUUUAUCAUGGACACCUCUCUCUCCCACCAGGGAUCCCUCUCGUUUCUCCCGUCGCGCCGCGAUUCCCCACGACGAAUAACCGGCGGCGUUUGCGCUCUUCUCCCCUGGCGGCGUAAGGUCCGGUACGAUUCGAUGGUGGUUGUUGCCGCUGCGGGAGCGGGAGCGAGCAUCGACGCGCCUCUAGUACCCCGCUCGGCUCAGGGGAAGUUUCUAAGCUGCGUCUUGAUGAAAAAGCGGCCGCUUUUUCACUUCGCCGUCGCUGAUUUGCUCAAGCAGCUCGCGGAAGACAAGGAAGCAGCUUUAUCUCGCAUGUUCCUCAGUUCUGGUUCCGAUGAAGCUUCUCUCCACAGAAGGAUAGCUCAACUCAAGGAGAGUAACUGCCAGACCGCGAUAGAAGACAUAAUGUACAUGUUGAUCUUGUACAAAUUCUCUGAGAUCAGAGUGCCUCUUGUCCCUAAGCUCUCCACCUGCAUCUACAACGGAAAGCUCGAGGUCUGGCCUUCUAAAGACUGGGAGCUCGAAUCAAUCCAUAGCCGCGACGUUCUUGAACUCAUCAAAGAACACAGCAACGCAGUCAUCAGCUUAAGAGUUGAUUCAACUUUGACUGAUGAUCUGGAGACGACCGAGAUCGAUAAGCAUCAUCUCAGUAGAGUCUACACAGCGUCGAUCUUGUACGGUUACUUUUUGAAAUCGGCUUCCCUCAGGCACCAACUCGAAUGCUCGCUGUCGGAAGGCAUCACCAAGCAGCUGAGACAUUACAUCUCCGGGUUUGAUCCGAAGAUACUGCAGAGAUGCGCAAAGCCGAGGUCACGUGAGGCUAAGAACCUGAUAGAGAAGCAGAGCCUGGCUCUUUUCGGUCCCGAGGAAAAGGAGGAAGAGAGCGUGAUUGUGACAUCGUUUUCGAGCUUGAAGAGGCUGCUUCUGGAGGCGGUUGCGUUUGGUUCGUUUCUGUGGGACACAGAGGAGUAUGUAGACGGCGCGUUUAAGCUCAAGGAGAAUGAGAAUGCAGAAGAGAAUAGCAGUGUCUGAAGUGAACCAGUUUGGUAUCUUUCUUUUUGGGUGCACACUCCAUAUAUAUAUAUAGAGAGAGGGAGCGUAGAAAGGUUUGUUUCUACAGGGCUAUGAGAACUAUUUGUUUUUGUCUAUAGUUUGCGUGAUUAUAUGUAUAGUGUUUUAAUAUAGAGUGACAGUUUGGUUUCUUUUGUAGCUGUUAUGUGUUGGUUAUAUACAAAGCCUAACACUUCGAAUGGUAA